Molecule: messenger RNA, 1060 nt
Organism: Fimicolochytrium jonesii
Lineage: Eukaryota; Fungi; Chytridiomycota; Chytridiomycetes; Spizellomycetales; Powellomycetaceae
Exons: 3
Coding region: 422-931 (169 amino acids)
Source: RefSeq, a predicted model, not a curated record
AUUCGCUCAAGCUUAUCCUUCGACGGACUUCAGCGGAGUUAUCUCCCCGAAAGCUACGCAGGCGAAAAGACUUCGCAAAUGUUGGCGUCACGAGGGCCACCGUUCGUAUGGGAAUGACGAUCCCUUUCCUUUUGCAUGUGUUCCUGCCCGGGCCCGAUGCCAUCACCGCAGAUGGAUCGUUCGGAACUCUCUUUAUAAUCUCAACUCUCAACACCCCGCCUUGUCACCCACGAAACCCUUCUAGUUCUACUCGUAUAUCUUUCGCAUAUUCUAUACGGCGCUGGAAGCCUUCUGCCCUACUGUUGUAUUCGGUAUCUUCGUACGCACAUAGCGCCAGGGAACUCCGGAAGCCAUCCUGCAUCUGCCUUGCAUCCGAACCGAAACUUUUGCAUCAGUUCCCUCCAUCUUCCAUCAAGCAAAGAUGUACAUCGCCGCAUCCCCCUCAUUGCAUCCUCGCGAUGACCCGGUCGACUACGACUAUCGCAAGCAGAUGUAUGCGGUAGUCUUCAUCCACCUCAUCCUAUGGGCGCUGGCAUGGACGUUCGCAUACGUCGUGCGUGUCAAGAAGCACUUGCCGGGAGAUGGUGCCGUGACGAGCCCGACCAAUGCGGACGGGACGAUUCCGACCGCAGGCUCGCACAAGGGCAGGUUUGCUAGUGCUGUUAGUUUCGUCGGCGCCGAGAACGCCGAACGCGUAGCCCGCAUGACCUUCAUCCUCGCCCUCGCCAACGCCGUCCUCGUCGCCGAACUGCUCUUCAACACCAGCAAAGCCACCGCAGGCCUGCAAUGGCUGUUCAUGGUCAUUUCCGUCGUCCACGUCCUCGCCGUCACUUUCACCCGCCACCCUUACGUGCCCCUCGGCUUUGGCGUGCUCACGUUUGCGAUCUCGAUUGUCAUCUUCGCGCUGGCUUUCAGGAGCCCGACCGAGUAACCUCGCCCUGUCUCGCUGACACAAAUUUUUUACUCCAGGUCGGGGAAAACACUUCCUCACCUUUAUUGUCCUACACACGUUUGCUUCCAUCCGAUUGUACUACCACCACUGUCCACAUUUACAAACCAU